CACAACGCGACAGUGUCUUGUCAACACAAACAAAACCGAAGCUCGCGGCGCAGUCAAGUGCCGCAGUGGCGAAGUUUGCUUAAAAUAAUUCCACAAGAAGUGAAUGAGGUUGGACCAUCUGCUGCCGUUGUGUUAGCACGCCCGCUGCUGGGAUGGGCCAGCAGAUCUCAGGUCAGGCGCUGAUGACCCGUCUACCUGAGAAGCUGGUGAAACAUGCCGGACUGGUGCGGGACAGCGGCUACCUCACCUACGAGGAGUUUCUGGCCAGAGUGGCCGAGCUCAACGACGUGACCGCCAAGCUCGCCGCCGGGCAACAGAAGCACCUCCUGUUCGAAGUCCAGCCGGGAUCCGACGCCACCGCCCUGUGGAAGGUGGCCGUCAGGGUUGUUUGCACCAAAAUCAACAAGGACACCGGCAUGCUGGAAGCAUCGCGCAUCAUGAACCUCUACCAGUUCAUCCACCUGUAUCGCGACGUCACCAGUCAGGCCGCUGGGGUGUUGUCCGCGGAGGGCGCCACCGAGGCCUCGUCCGGCCAGCUUCCUGCCGCCGACUCCUGCCAGGCCAGCAUGUGGAUGGGCAGAGUGAAGGAGUUGACCGACGAGGAGGAAUGCUGCAUCUGUAUGGACGGGAAGGCUGACCUCAUCCUGCCCUGCGCGCACAGCUUCUGCCAGAAGUGCAUCGAUAAAUGGAGCGGGCAAAGCCGAAACUGCCCCAUGUGUCGCCUGCAAGUGACGGCCGCCAACGACUCGUGGGUGAUGUCCGACUUCCCCACCGACAACGACAUGGCGGGGUACAUCCUCAACCUGGCGGACGAGGCGGGCCACCCUCACCAGCCUUAACGCACACUCGGAGAGGACGCCGCCUGUACCAAAGUCUUCAUCUUGCAUACUUGCCAACCUUCCCGAAUUUUCCGGGAGACUCCCGAAAUUCAGGGCCUCUCCCGAAAACCUCCCGGGACAAAUAUUCUCCCGAAAAUCUCCCGAUUUUCAGCCGGAGCUCGAAGCCACGCCCCCUCCAGCUCCAUGCGGACCUGAGUGAGGACAGCCUUUUUUCAUGACAAGAGGACAACAGGGUAACAAGAACUAAAUCAU
Nerophis lumbriciformis (worm pipefish) is the source of this 1091-nucleotide messenger RNA. RefSeq names its product ring finger protein 141 (gene rnf141). Gene Ontology annotation, biological process: protein autoubiquitination. The record is from RefSeq and is a predicted model, not a curated record. NCBI's taxonomy places the organism in Eukaryota, Metazoa, Chordata, Actinopteri, Syngnathiformes, Syngnathidae. Gene Ontology annotation, molecular function: ubiquitin-protein transferase activity.